Molecule: messenger RNA, 1140 nt
Organism: Diaporthe citri
Lineage: Eukaryota; Fungi; Ascomycota; Sordariomycetes; Diaporthales; Diaporthaceae
Exons: 1
Coding region: 1-1140 (379 amino acids)
Molecular function (GO): 4-hydroxy-tetrahydrodipicolinate synthase activity
Source: RefSeq, a predicted model, not a curated record
AUGGCUCCUCACAUCGACGCACCCUCUCCUGCUGGCAGCUUCACCACUGGCUUCAACGGCUUCAACCGGCCCUUCCGUCCUCUACACUCCUCGGCCUUGCCAGUGCCUAGUGGCCUGUCAUCUGCUGACUCGGCCUCGCCUCUGAGCAGUUCUUAUGGGAGCACAUCCGUUCAGAAUGAUUUACACAUGGAGAGGCCGCUAGUGCCCGGGGUCUAUGUGCCCACGAUGUGCUUCUUCGACGAGAACGAAGAUGUCGACACCGUGACAAUCGCCUCCCACGCCGUGCGACUGGCACGCGCAGGGGUGACUGGCCUUGCGACACAAGGGUCAAACGGAGAGGCGGUCCACCUGACCCACUCGGAGAGGUCACUGGUCACGUCAACCACGCGAAAAGCCUUGAACGACGCUGGUUUCUCCUCCAUGCCCCUGAUAGUUGGCUGUGGCAGCCAGAGUGUGCGAGAGACGGUCCAGUACUGCACCGAGGCAUGGCAGGCAGGCGGCGACUACGCGCUUGUCUUACCACCUUCCUACUACGCGCCCCUGUUCGCGCCAUCGUCAGGCACAGUCCUUGAGUUUUUCAACGCGGUCGCGGAUGCUUCGCCGAUCCCGAUCAUCAUCUACAACUUCCCAGGUGCAGUUGGCGGGUUGGAUCUGUCCUCAGAUAUCGUCAUCAAGCUCUCCGCUCACCCCAACAUUGUCGGAGUCAAGUUGACCUGUGGAAACACGGGGAAGCUGGCGAGAGUGGCUGCCGCCACCAAGAAGCUCACCAAGAACUACGACCCUAAGAAGCCCGAGUUCCUCGUGCUUGCCGGAUCAGCCGAUUUCACCAUCCAGUCCUUGGUUGCUGGUGGCCAUGGCAUCCUAGCCGGCCUGGCCAACAUCUCUCCCAAAGCGUGCAUCAGGACGGUCGAGCUUUUCAACUCCGAUAAGGUGGUCGAGGCUCAAGAAAUGCAAGAGACGGUCGCCUCUGGGGACUGGACUGCUAUCCAGGGUGGUGUCGUGGGCGUCAAGGCAGGUCUGCAAGCCUGGAACGGCUACGGCGGGUACGCCCGGAGCCCUUUGCCCAAGCCCACGGCCGAGCAAACACAGAGUUGGAAAGAGGGCUUCCGAGACCUCGUUUUGUUGGAGAAGAGCCUGUGA